GAGCACGACGCGGUGCCUCUCAGUUCUCCUCCGGCCCUCCCUCUCCGCCCUCCCGGCCCGCGCGCGCUCGGGCCCCUUCCAGUGGCUCGCGGCAGGUGGCGCUGUCUGCGGCGUCGCAGCGGCCCGGGCUGCAGCAGAGACAAUCUCCCGGCGGGCUGUGCGGCCCGGCUCUCCGGCGGCAGCGAGUGCCACGUCCCAAGUGCUACGCGGAGGAGCAGAGCGGGCGGUGCGCUGGGGGCGGGAGCAGCGCGGCGCCCGGCUCGGCCACACCGAUUGCCCGCCGCCAUGGGCUCCUCGCAAAGCGUCGAGAUCCCAGGCGGGGGCACCGAAGGCUACCACGUUCUGCGGGUACAAGAAAAUUCCCCAGGACACAGAGCUGGUUUGGAGCCUUUCUUUGAUUUUAUUGUUUCUAUUAAUGGUUCAAGAUUAAAUAAAGACAAUGACACUCUUAAGGAUCUGCUGAAAGCAAACGUUGAAAAGCCUGUAAAAAUGCUUAUCUAUAGCAGCAAAACAUUGGAGCUGCGAGAGACCUCAGUCACACCGAGUAACCUGUGGGGCGGCCAGGGCUUAUUGGGAGUGAGCAUUCGUUUCUGCAGCUUUGAUGGGGCAAAUGAAAAUGUUUGGCAUGUGUUGGAAGUGGAAUCAAAUUCUCCUGCAGCACUGGCAGGUCUUAGACCACACAGUGAUUAUAUAAUUGGAGCAGAUACAGUCAUGAAUGAGUCUGAAGAUCUAUUCAGCCUUAUUGAAACACAUGAAGCAAAACCAUUGAAACUGUAUGUGUACAACACAGACACUGAUAACUGUCGAGAAGUGAUUAUUACACCAAAUUCUGCAUGGGGUGGAGAAGGCAGCCUAGGAUGUGGCAUUGGAUAUGGUUAUUUGCAUCGAAUACCUACACGCCCAUUUGAGGAAGGAAAGAAAAUUUCUCUUCCAGGACAAAUGGCUGGUACACCUAUUACACCUCUUAAAGAUGGGUUUACAGAGGUCCAGCUGUCCUCAGUUAAUCCCCCGUCUUUGUCACCACCAGGAACUACAGGAAUUGAACAGAGUCUGGCUGGACUUUCUGUUAGCUCAACUCCACCAGCUGUCAGUAGUGUUCUCAGUACAGGUGUACCAACAGUACCGUUAUUGCCACCACAAGUAAACCAGUCCCUCACUUCUGUGCCACCAAUGAACCCAGCUACUACAUUACCAGGUCUGAUGCCUUUACCAGCAGGACUGCCCAACCUCCCCAACCUCAACCUCAACCUCCCAGCACCACACAUCAUGCCAGGGGUUGGCUUACCAGAACUUGUAAACCCAGGUCUGCCACCUCUUCCUUCCAUGCCUCCCCGAAACUUACCUGGCAUUGCACCUCUCCCCCUGCCAUCUGAGUUCCUCCCGUCAUUCCCCUUGGUUCCAGAGAGCUCUUCUGCAGCAAGCUCAGGAGAGCUGCUGUCUUCCCUCCCGCCCACCAGCAACCCACCCUCCGACCCUGCCACAACUACUGCAAAGGCAGACGCUGCCUCCUCACUCACUGUGGAUGUGACGCCCCCCACUGCCAAGGCCCCUCCCACCGUUGAGGACAGAGUCGGCGACUCCACUCCAGUCAGCGAGAAGCCUGUUUCUGCAGCUGUGGAUGCCAGUGCUUCUGAGUCACCUUAACUUUGAACCAUUCUUUGGAAUUGGCGUGGUAUAUUUAUUUAACCACGGGAGCGUGUCUGGAAACGCAAACUAUCAUUAAUUUCAUACUAGUUUGUACCGUAUCUGUAGGCAUCCUGUAAAUAAUUCCAAGGGGAAAACUAAACAAGAGGACGUGGGUUGUAUCCUGCCAAGUUGAGUGGGGCUCACACGCUAGGGUGAGAUGUCAGAAAGUGCUUGUAUUUUAAACAACCAAAAAGAAUUGUAAGGGUGGCUUGCUGCUAGGCUUGCACUGCCGUUCCUGGGAGUGUGCAUCUUCGGGAAAGGUGGUGGUGGGGCGUCCACUAGGUUUCCUGUCCUCUGCUGCUCCUUCCGUAAGAAAAUGAAAUAUUCUAUGCCUAGUACUCACACGCAACAUUUCUUGUACUUUGUAAGUCGUUUGCGAGAAUGCAGACCACCUCGCUAAACUGUAAACGGUAAAGAGAUUUUUACUUUUGGUCUCCGUGAGUCGCAUCUCUAUUAAGGUUUACACAGGAAUUCCACCUGAAGACUUGUGUUAAAGUUCCACAGCGCGCACUGUUAAUUGAACGUCUUUUUCUUCAGCCUAUACACGGAUCCUUGUUUUGAGCUCUCAGAAUCACUCAGACAACAUUUUGUAACUGCUGCUGUUGCUUUCUACGUACACCUUAUAAAGUGACAUUUCAAAAGAAAUAAAGAAGGUGUCACAGUUUUAAACCAGAAGGUGGCACUCUGUGGCUCCUUGUAGUAUUAUAGCUAUACUGGGAAAGCAUAGAUACAGCAAUAAAGUACAAUAAUUUUA
Pongo pygmaeus (Bornean orangutan) is the source of this 2440-nucleotide messenger RNA. RefSeq names its product golgi reassembly stacking protein 2 (gene GORASP2). The coding region runs from base 286 to 1644 and encodes 452 amino acids. Gene Ontology annotation, cellular component: Golgi apparatus. NCBI's taxonomy places the organism in Eukaryota, Metazoa, Chordata, Mammalia, Primates, Hominidae. Gene Ontology annotation, biological process: Golgi organization. Gene Ontology annotation, molecular function: protein binding. The transcript is spliced from 10 exons. The record is from RefSeq and is a predicted model, not a curated record.